This is a messenger RNA of Salarias fasciatus (jewelled blenny), 4618 nucleotides long. It is a transcript of the gene oxsr1b, whose product is annotated as oxidative stress responsive kinase 1b. The coding region runs from base 155 to 1858 and encodes 567 amino acids. Gene Ontology annotation, molecular function: protein serine/threonine kinase activity; ATP binding. Gene Ontology annotation, biological process: positive regulation of T cell chemotaxis; intracellular signal transduction; negative regulation of potassium ion transmembrane transporter activity. The transcript is spliced from 19 exons. Gene Ontology annotation, cellular component: cytosol; cytoplasm. The record is from RefSeq and is a predicted model, not a curated record. NCBI's taxonomy places the organism in Eukaryota, Metazoa, Chordata, Actinopteri, Blenniiformes, Blenniidae.
CUUUGGGAAUGACAGGAGUGCUGCAGGAUUCGCAAAGAAGGGGAAGUGUCGCCCUUGUUGGUCCUGUUUGGAUUACUUUGACUUCUUUUUACACGCAGCUCUCUGGAUUCAACACCUCCCUGCAGAUAGCGCGGCCUCGGCACAUUCCCCAGCCAUGUCGGAGGACCUGAGCUCCCAACCCUGGUCCAUCAACAAAGAUGACUAUGAGCUACACGAGGUGAUUGGGAGUGGGGCCACAGCGGUGGUCCAGGCGGCCUACUGUAUACCACGCAAGGAGAAGGUGGCCAUCAAACGCAUCAACCUAGAAAAGUGCCAGACCAAUAUGGACGAGCUCCUGAAAGAGAUUCAGGCCAUGAGCCAGUGCCACCACCCCAACAUCGUGUCUUACUACACCUCCUUCGUGGUGAAGGACGAGCUGUGGCUGGUCAUGAAGCUGCUCAGUGGAGGCUCCGUGCUGGAUGUGAUCAAGCAUAUCAUCUCACGAGGCGAGCACAAGACGGGCGUCCUGGACGAGGCCAGCAUAGCCACCGUGUUGAAAGACGUGCUGGAGGGCCUGGAGUACCUACACAAGAACGGGCAGAUCCACAGAGAUCUGAAGGCUGGAAAUAUUCUCCUCGGGGACGAUGGUUCAGUGCAAAUUGCAGACUUUGGCGUCAGUGCCUUUCUAGCUACAGGUGGUGACAUGACUCGGAAUAAAGUACGCAAGACCUUUGUGGGAACACCGUGCUGGAUGGCCCCAGAGGUCAUGGAGCAGGUGAGGGGUUAUGAUUUCAAAGCGGAUAUUUGGAGCUUUGGGAUCACGGCCAUCGAACUGGCAACGGGAGCCGCACCUUAUCACAAAUACCCACCAAUGAAGGUUUUGAUGCUGACGCUCCAGAACGAUCCGCCGUCUCUGGAGACCGGCAUCACAGACAAGGAGAUGGUGAAGAAAUACGGCAAAUCCUUCAAGAAGAUGAUCUCCCUGUGUCUACAAAAGGACCCGGAGAAAAGGCCAACGUCUUCAGAGCUGUUGAAGCAUAAAUUCUUUCAGAAAGCAAAGAACCAUGAGUAUUUACACGAGAAGUUACUUCAGAGGGCGCCCACAAUAACAGAGAGGUCGAGAAAGGUGCGUCGGGUGCCGGGUUCAAGCGGCCGGUUGCACAAAACGGAAGACGGCGAGUGGGAAUGGAGCGACGACGAGCUGGAUGAGGAAAGCGAGGAAGGCAAAGCGGCCGUCGCCGCCCUCAGGGAGCAGCAGGGGAAGCCUGUUAGCGCCCCGAGGCGACAAGUGCGCUUCUCCCUCCCACUCGAGCUGCCUUCGUCCAGGUCACCCAGAGUGAAGGAGGGACCACAGAAUUCAGAGGUUUUCCAGACUCCUGAACCUUUAAGCAGUCAACUGCAGCCGACAGCUGCCGGUCAGGCUGAACUACCUCAGGCCUCAGGCCAGCUCCUCCUGCAGCCCACGCCGGCCGGCGCUCAGCCCGCCGCCCAGGCUGCGUCCCCGACACCCGGCGCGCCUCUUCCUCCCCCCGCUGCCGCUGCUGCUCCCACUGCGAUUCCGGCCGCCUCCUGCGACGUUCAGGCUCCCAUAAACCUGGUAUUAAGGUUAAGAAAUUUAAAGAAGGAGCUGAACGACAUCCGCUUUGAAUUCAUGCCAGGGAGAGACACAGCGGACGGCGUGUCCCAGGAGCUGGUCUCUGCAGGCCUGGUGGACGGGAGGGACUUAGUAAUAGUUGCUGCAAAUUUGCAGAAAAUCGUUGAUGGACCUCAGCUCGGUAAAAGUGUCACUUUUAAACUGGCUUCGGGAAUCGAGGCAUCCGAAAUACCAGACGACGUGAAGCUGAUGGGCUUUGCUCAGCUCAGCAUCAGUCCUCCGUAAACCGUUGUUCUACCUGGGACCGUGACUUGCCUAAAAAAUGUGAAAACUGAAAAAAAAAAAAAAGAAAAACUAGUUUAAUGCAUUUUUUUUUCUUUCCAUGGCUGUAAAGAAACCACUACUGCCAAAGAAAACAGUACCAUUUUGUCACCCAUAGGAUUAUACAAUGCCGCCUCGCGGUCCGCUGAAGUAUCAGAAACCAACAGUAUGAGAGUGACGGGAGAAAAAACAAAAACGUUUACAGUGUUUAUGUAGAAGGACGCAAGCAUCUACAGCAGACUGUUUGAAUUUGUUUUGUCCCGCUCUGGGCUCCCUCAUUCUGUUCAUUUUCUCUUUAUAAUAUGUGACGCAUUUGCACAAUCUGAACUUAACUCCCUUGAAUAAGUGUAACGAUUGCCUUAUACCCAUCAGAACUACUGAAUGCACGUUGUGAAACGCGUUGUCGGAGGUGCACAGAAUGUGGUUUUGAAGCUGAUGUCAAUACUUUUUACUUUAUCUGGAUUCGGGGGCUGGAAGCAAAAAAAAAAAAAAAUAGAAGAAAUAUUAGCAGCGGAGGAAAUGCCAAAGCAGGAGUAUGAGGUUAGUUUUAGUUCUCUGUAAGCAGGGAAAUUGCACAAAAGAGUGAAGCUAACUUGUUAGCGUACUAUUAUCUCACUGAUAAUAAAGGUUUGAUAGCUUUCCAAAACAUCAAAUAUUGGCACAAACGAUUAGACUCACCAAACGGAUAUUAACUGUUUGUACGAGAUAUUAAAAUUGAAGGAGCGUUCAUGUAGCUGGGAAUUCGAAAGGAAAUUCCCACCUUGCAGUUGGAAUUGUCACAUAAACUGCAGGAAAGAGAAAAACAUUUAAGGUCAAACUUAUGUACAGGAUGUUUUUUUUUUUUUUUUAAAUCCGCAGCUAGUUACAUUGACUAGAUAAAUAAAUUCAUGCUGCUUUUCAGCUUAACUGUGCUGCAGAGUGAGGAAGUGAUCGGCGCCGUAUUGAGAAACGUUCUCUGAGCUUUCAGAAAAGUCCCCAGUUUUCUGAACUCCCACUUCUCAGUGGGAUUUGUUUACGCUACAUUAAAUGUUACACACUUAUUUAAAAAAAGAAGAAAAAAAAAAGGUGUUUUUCAUUUCUGAGGUUACUGAAGUCAAAACGAACCAACGCAGCUUAAAACUCGUCUUUCCUCCAGAUGUGAUUAGAAAGGAGUCGAUGAGUAAAAGGUUUUCGCACCAGCUGGAACCACACGGUGAAUGGAUUUAACUUAUAUUACGCCUUUGUCCUUUUUCCUUUCUUUCUUUUUCUUCAACUGCUUGAGCAGCCGCAAGGCGCUUUUCGUUGAUAACGGCGUUCACGCACCGCUGGAGGCGCUCAGUCCCUCCACUGAGGAGAGUUUGGGGGUCGACCUGCUCUGCCGACUGAGCCACAUUGGCCCCGGUGUGAGCAGGUGUGUGUGUGUGUGUGUGUGUGUGAGACGGAGUUUCAGAUGUUCCUAAAGGAAAAGGACUUCAGUGCGUCUCUGUUUAUGUGGAUGAAACAUCAGUACUUGAUUUAACCUCUAGUGUGUAAAUAAGGACACUUGGCUUUGAUUUGUUUUUAUACAGGGUGUUUCACUUUAGGCCUUUUUUUUUUUUUUUUUUUUUUUCCUGACACGAUUGUGAGUCGCCUCGCCGCGUGAAGAGAGACGGCGGCGGCGACGACUCUGCAGACUCUAGCUUUGAACCCCCUCGUUUCGCCGACACGCUCGACGCUCAUUUACCGUUUUUAAUGAUCCCCGGUCUUCAUCUGUUGCCUUUGAAGCGUUCAGAUGCGCCACAGCUGUUCCCAUCCACUGAUCAAUCCGUGACCCCCUCCAAAUUCUGAGCUAACGAUCAAUAACAAACUCUCAAAUGACGCCCAGGCGGAGGCUGUUUACACUAGAUUUAGUCUGUAGCCACAUCUGCAGGUGUACAGCUGCUUUCAGCCGCUCAAAAAGAGGACGUUUCAGCCGUGAUUGUAAAACACUUUGAAUGAUCUGAGAUGUACUUCGGGUACGGACGGAGGGAGUCCGCCAUCUUGCCCGUCUGCCGCAUCCUUUCGGUUACGUUUGAUGUGUUCGCGCAUCGACCACGUGGCGAAUCCGAAACGCCGGCGAAGUUUCACUAUUUAAUUUGGUGAUGUGCUAAUGUAGUAACCCUCCAAAUGCCAUACUGAAUGAAAUUAAAUGCAUUGUUUGCUUGCAGAUUAAAUAUUAAGAGGAAAUCUUUGUAUUUUGACUAUAAACAUGUUAAACUUAACUCUCGCCUUAAAUUGAAAAUGACCAAGUGUUUGUUUGUUUUUUGUUUCUUUUCUUUUUUUUUUUGACAUUAUGUCUUGGUUUUGAUUCAGAUUUUCAGUGUCUUUGAAAAUGUAGUUCUUGUUAAAUGAAAUAAAGGUAUACAGGUGUGUGGAGCCACAACACGACGGGCUCUGAGGUUUCCAGUAUUUAGUGCCAUUCUCCUGCUGCUGACUGCAGGUUCAGUGUGUGUGAGAGAGUGUGUGUGUGUCUGAAGUUUUCAUGGGUUUCUCUUCUGUCCUGCUUCUCCUCGGUCUAACGCCGCUGUAGCAACUGAACAAACGGCCAAACGCUCGUCCGUUCAGGCAAUAACCAGCCAGCGCUGUAAUAUAUCUGAAUUUUCCACCUGUUUUUCUUUCUCAUCUGCUCUAUUUUCAAUUUCUUUCUUUCUUUCUUUCUUUCUUUUUUGGAGUUGAAAGCAUGUUUCUGUCAAUUAUUUUUAAUCAAUAAAGAAUGAGCAUAUCGGC